Durusdinium trenchii is the source of this 2325-nucleotide messenger RNA. The record is from the annotation of a GenBank genome assembly. NCBI's taxonomy places the organism in Eukaryota, Dinophyceae, Suessiales, Symbiodiniaceae.
AUGGCGUGGAGUGAUUCGGCGGGUGGCUUUUACAUCUUCGGAGGAUGGGAUAGUUUUUUUGACGGGUUCAAUGACUUGUACUUGUAUGUCCAUGAGGCCAACCAAUGGCAGCAGAUCACCCCUCACGGCACAGUCCCCAGCCGACGAUCUAGCCACAGCAUGGCUUGGAGCGACGCCGCGGGUGGCUUUUACAUCUUCGGAGGAACUGAUGGUAGUGACUACUUGAAUGACUUAUAUUUUUACGCCAGGGAGGCCAACCUGUGGCAGCAGAUCACCGCAAACGGCCCAGCGCCGAGCCCGCGACGACGGCGCAGCAUGGUUUGGAGCGACUCCGCAGGUGGUUUUUACAUCUUUGGAGGAUACUAUGGUUCAGAGUUGAAUGAUUUGUAUCUCUAUCACCAUGAGGCCAACCUGUGGCAGCAGAUCACCGCAAACGGCCCAGCGCCGAGCCCGCGACGACGGCGCAGCAUGGUUUGGAGCGACUCCGCAGGUGGUUUUUACAUCUUUGGAGGAUACGAUGGUUCAGGCAGAUUGAAUGAUUUGUAUCUCUAUCACCAUGAGGCGAACCAGUGGUGGCAAGUUCGCCCGACUGGCACACCACCCGGCCCGCGAUCUAGCCACAGCAUGGCUUGGAGCGAUGCCGCGGGUGGUUUUUACAUCUUCGGAGGAUAUGAAAGUGGGGAAUAUUUGAAUUAUUUGAAUGACGCGUACUUGUACCUCCGUGAGGCAAACCAGUGGCAGCUAAUCACCCCGAGCGGGACAGCGCCCACCCCGCGAUAUGGCCACAGCAUGGCUUGGAGCGACGCCGCGGGUGGCUUUUACAUCUUUGGAGGAACUGAUGGCAGUCGAUUGAAUGACUUGUAUUUGUAUGUCCAGGAGGUUUAUGACACGUCUACAUGGACAAUGUCUACAGGGACAACUUUAACGUCAACUUUAACCACGGUAACCACGGUCACCUCGACCCUGACUACGACUACGACAACUGUUGUGGACGUGAGCGCUGAAGUGGCUGCUGUUGCCCUUUCGAGUGGCAGCUCCUCUCUUUGCCUUGCGCUUGUGCUUUGUUUGCUUUGCAGAAGAAGGCUACGAUUUCAGGAAGCUGCCCGCCGGCGGAAAGAGGACUUUAAGCUGAGCAAUCCUUUGGCGGUCAAACACUUUGUUCUCUAUGCAGAUGUGCGGCUGGUGCGGUAUGAAUUCUUGGAAGAGAUCUUCGGUGCAGGCAAGCCUUGGCCUCGGCGACAGGAGGCCGAAGAGAUGAAGAUGGAAGAUGGGCGAACAGCUUUGGUGACGCGGGACGAGCUGAGAAGCUUGUGGUACAGCGCGGAGAAACGGAAAUUUUUCCAAGACGCGGAUGAACGCGUUGAAGUUCAUCUUUGUUCCAUUUCCCAUGCUUGGGAAGCGAUGGAGCACCCGGAUGCUUGGAGAUAUCAACUCCAAGAGGCGGUGCUACGGCUUUCGCAUUUGGAUGGACUCGUUUGGAUUUUCUAUGAUUUCACCAGCCUGCCCCAAUAUCCCCGCACCACAGCACAGCAACAUGCUUGUUUUCAUCGCGCCUUGGGCAAUAUGCACUUGCUCUACGCGCAUGAUUUGGUCAAUGUCUUGGUUAUGGACCAACUCACGAAAGAGGCAGACAGCCAGAGGUUGGAACAGGACCUGCAGGUCGAAAUAUUUAUCCAAUCACAAGGGGGAGUUGGCCUUGUUCACACCUAUGAGCUGACCGUGAACGACAAUCUGUAUUUGGUGCGUGGCUGGUGCCAGGCAGAACGGCUGUGGGCAAACCUGCGAGAAGGUGUUGACAAUGUGGUGCCGGAACCGCCGGAACUUUUUGCCAAGAGAUUGGACACUUUUGUGUUUACUCAUCGAUCAGACACAAAUGCAGUGCGAGAUUUGCAAAGAAAAGUAUUUGAAGAGAAGACCGAAGCGACCACCAAGCUCCGGUUUGACAAGCUUCCACCAGAUCAGAUCCCAAUCCUGUGUGCCGCGCUACCACACUAUUCAAAACUGGAGAUCUUAACCAUAUCAAGGACAAGGCUCCAGGAAACUGGAAUAGCAGCAAUCCUCCGGUCCCGAGCGACCUUGGUGGUCUUGGUGGACUGCGAUCUGGACGAUCAGGAGGCAACCACAAUGUUGGAGAUACUAGAGAAGGAAGCUACGGCAGUCAAACAGUUGGAGCUUGGUCGCAAUGACAGAAUCUCUCAGGAAAUUCGGCUUUCUUUGACUGUGGCUGCGCUGAAGAACAACAUCAAGCUCCUCUUGAAGGCAAAAACUACCCCGGAUAUCGAGAUGGGAAAGCCCGAGGUGAAAAAGUCUAUUGUGAGUCUGUGA